GCCUUCGCCAAGGAAAGCUAAACCUUCAGUGCUGUGCAUCUGCUGAGAAGCAUCUUCUUUGACAAAGACACGGUCAAAGUCAGGUCCAAGAAAAUGGUACUGACGUGAUGGUACCAGCUGCUGAAAGGUACCAUUGGGCCCGGAUGAUGCAUGACGACGGUAUUGGAAUGCCAGUGUUAUAUUCCCGUCCAACCCAUUACAUCAGCUCAACUCUUUGCACACUAUCCAGCAGCUUUCAAACAGCCAUCAUUUGCGGUUAUUGGUUGAAUGCUUGCCCCAGACGUGUUUUCACUUGGAAGGCAUGGGAAAACAUAACAAUCCACCCCCCAUCAGGACAUUACUGAAUCUAAAGUCCCGAUUACACUUGAGACCUCAGAGAUCCAAUUACAUGGCGAGCAUUGAAUGCCUUGUGUUGAACUGUGCACUGAUUUCUGUUAACACUAAUACUUACAAUUCUAUUAAGUAAAGUGUUUCCUUUUUGAUAAUUCAAUAGUAGUGUGAUAAGUGUUAUUUCACAACUUUAAUAUGCAAGAGAUAUGGCGUCGUGUUUCAUCUUUCCUGGGGAUGUCUCUGCGUUAUAUCAGCGGGCGAAGAGACUGUUGGUCUUAUUAUGUAUAAUAGCUACGUCAUUACCAUAAAGACAGUGUUGUACAGUAUUGGGUUGGGCUUAAGGGAAGGAAGGGGGGGACAAAAUGGAGGCAUUUGAUUUUAAAGUGCUCUCACCCACACAUUAGAAACCCACACAUUGGCUUUGCUGGAUGCUUUUUCUACCCGUAUUGCAGACUGUUUCAGUCUGUAUGUCUAUCUCGUUUUCAGAUGAAACCUCAAAGCUAAGAAACCCUCAUUAGACUCUGAUUACAAUUUGUAUUGUAGAAUACAUCUAACCAAUUAUUUUUCAUUUCUAUCUUGACUGAGAGGUAGGCUCUAAAUGAAAAUAUAAGAACCAAAAAAAUGGAUCAACUUGAGCUAUUUGAUUUCCAAGUCUUUCUGCUGAUUUGAAGUGCCUUUGUCUUCUCAUUGAUCUAACAGGGACCCGUCCACAACGUUUCCUCCUUGGCCAGCCACAGAGAAUCAGGGGUGGUCUUCAGCAUCUUGAAAGCACCACAUAAGAAACAGACAAUUCCCGCAAACGUCUCUAAUUCUCAGUGGAGUAGAAACAGUCCUAAUGCAUUGUUAUUAGGCUGAUGGAAAUGCACUUGUUUGUUAAGAAGAGUAAUUUUCACCAGUUCAUUUCAGCACCGGAAAGUCUGGAAGAAUAGUAUUUUUUGUUGUUGUUAUUUCCUUACAGUGAGUAGGGAAAACUAUUAUGCUUGACAAUCUGCCAGUACACGUAGUGAGAAAAUAUUAAGCAGCGGCAAAACCAUCCGGCACUAUGAGAGAUAAUCCAAAACGUGUUACAUGUUGAAAAAUAGCUCAUUUAAAAUGAAUACAGUUAUCUGACUUAAAUGAAUCACUUCCAUUGUAAUAUGGAAUUGUUAUUAUUGCUACAAUUUUCUUUAUAGGAAUCCUAAGUGCAGGCGGUAGUAGGGGGCCGUGGGCCCUGAGGGAUUUGGAAAAUAGAAAACCUGUUGUAGAAUGAUAAGUAAGGUAAGUAAAAUGUUCUAACAGUGUUUACAUGUACUCACAGUGAUGUCAUUGUCGUGUUGCAUAGGUUCAUUUCCAGAGACUCAGAGACUCAGAGCCCUGCAGACCUAGCAAAUUACUCCUGGAAAAAACAACAACUCUAUAGGCCACAGUCAUUUGAUGCAGGAGUGUGGUCACGUUAGCGUGUCUAAACCAUAUUAUGAUUGUUUAUCUCCAACCGCUUUCAGCCUUACAGGUACCCACACGUUUAAAUGGGGCAGCAUACCCAUAUACAUGAAUCUCUUCAAACAAUACUGGGAUGGACACAUCUCCGUGUUGAAAAGAGUCAUCUCACCUAGGAUAAAAAAAAGCAGCUCUUCAAGCAGGAAAUGGCUUCUAAGCGGCAAAUGGGCUACAAGUCUCGCAUAGCAGGAGUGCUGCUUCUCCUUUUGGCCAGCAUCGCCGCCCUUGUUGCCGUUGUCGUCAUCCAGGACACCUGGGCAUCCAAAAAGUACAGCUUUGAGUACGGCAUAGUGAUAGACUCGGGUUCGUCGCGUUCCAAUGUGUACCUGUACCGGUGGCCUGGAGACAAGGAGAAUGAAACGGGAGUUGUGGAAGAGAUAUUGAACUGCGGAGUGUCUGGUGCUGGUAUCUCAGAGAUGAAAGUUGACCGAGAGAAAGAUAAAAUAUCGUGGAAUGGAUUCAUUAAGUGCAUGGCCAACGUCACACAAGCCAUUCCUGCUGAAAAACACAAAACCACACUUCUCUUUCUGGGAGCUACUGCUGGGAUGAGACUGCUACAUGAGAAAGAUGAAGAGAAGUCCAAUGAAAUCCUUGCAAGUCUCAGAGAAUACCUGAAAACGUUGCCUUUCAACUUCCAAAAUGCUUCCAUCAUCACUGGUCAGGAAGAAGGGCUGUAUGGGUGGAUCACUGUCAACUACCUCAUGGGAAAAUUUCUACAAAAAAACCUUUGGAACAAAUAUGCACACCCAGAAGGGGAAAAGACCGUGGGGUCCAUGGACCUUGGUGGAGCAUCGACACAGAUCGCCUUUGCAGUCCAGGAUGAUUUGAGGGGACCCGACUUCUUGCAUGUCAAACUGUACGGUUACCCGUACAAUGUCUACACACACAGUUUCCUCUGCUAUGGCAAAAACGAGGCUGGGAAGAGGAUUCUGGACAAAAUAGUUCAAGAAUCCUCCGACCCAUCCUACAUUAUUAACCCAUGCUACCCGACAGGCUACAACGUCACCAGGAAGGCCUCAUCCAUUUAUGACACGGAGUGCACAAAGAAACCGAUCAAGUACAACCCGGAUCAAGAACUCUUCAUGGUGGGAACCGCCGACUCAGACAAGUGCCGCAGCAUCGUGAAAUCCAUCUUUGAUUUCAAAACGUGUUCCUCGGCCCAGUGUUCCUUCGACGGGGUCAGCCAGCCACCCGUCACUGGAGAUUUUAUGGCGUACGCAGGCUUCUUCUUUACUGCUAGGGCGCUGGGGCUGAUCGGAAGGUCGGAUCUCGCUCAAUUCCACGCAUCAGUUAAGCAACUGUGCCACACAAAUUGGACAGCGCUGAGGGCAGAAAAGACUUGGAUCAAACCUGAUUACCUGAGGACUUACUGUUAUGCUGGUCACUACAUAUACUCAAUGCUGGCAGAUGGAUACAAGUUCGACACUGAGACCUGGAAAAACAUUGACUUCCAAAAACAGGUGCAGGACACGAGCAUCGGUUGGAGUUUGGGCUACAUGCUGAGUAUGUCAAACAUGAUCCCAUCUGAAGUGGAAAAAAUCCCCCCCCUGACAGACCCGGUCUUUGCCGGCCUCGUCUUUCUGUUUUCAGCCCUGACAAUCAUUACGGUGGUCUCAGUUUUCAUAAUCCUCAUUCGCACUUGUUUCUGAGAGUCACCAAGAGAAGGAAAUGUCAUUGUAAGUGUUGUAAGUAGUGCAAACAUUUAAGGAUGUCAAUUUUAGUUAUGACAGUUCGUAGAAAAUGAAAAAAAGAACUAGAAAUCCUACUAGUAACUUUGCGUCUUUAAGCUAGCAUCUCUGGAGGCGUUUUGUCAGAUAAAAGCAGGCAACACACAAGAGCUUGAAUGACUGACAGGUAAUGGAACUCAUAAAUGCUUGAUCUUGUCACACAUUGUGUCAUUUAAAAUGAAAUUGCAUUUGCAUUGAUGUGCUCAUGCACAUGGACCUUCAGGCUAUUCACUGAUUCAUUUUGUAUUAUAUGUUGUCAUUUGCACUGAAUGGAUUCUGGUUUAUACAUAACAGCAGGAUGGCACUUUGCCUUGGCCACUUUAUUUUACACACUGCAUAGUGUGUAGUCAGGGAAAGAUAUUAUUUGGCACAAGUACCUCUAUUCUUAAGUGGUAGCAUUACCAGUGGCUCGGUAACUAGUUUGUGUGACCUCUCAUCUGCAUGAAAAAUGGCCUCUUUCGCCCGUCGUUGUCAAGUGCAGAGCGUGAUAUUUACGGUACAUGGACGUGACCCUUCCCACCCUCUCUCUGAUUGGCUCGUACUUAUUACCUUUGUAUAGAAAUUGUCAGGAUAAUAGGCGAUGAACAAGAUUGGAGGACGAGAGGCUAAAGCGGAAUGGAGCCUGCAUGCAACAUCCCCCGAUAUAUAAUAACAAAGUCCUGACUGAGAGGUUUUUUAUGUCGCUAUGCACAUUGGAUGAAAUUAAACGGCAUAUUCGUGGGACAUGUAUGUUCUGUUGUGUCAAAAUGUAAACUUAAUGUUAACCUCAACGUUGAUAAGACACACUAAUGAACAAAACAUUUAAAAAAUAACAGACCAUAUCUAAAAAGCUGAGGAUCCCUUGUGUAUAUAAAACAGUGUAAAACCAGAAGUACACAUCACUAUUAUUACUGAAUGAAACCCUCAUUAAUAAACAUGAAAUCAUGAAUGUGCUCUGUGCCAUUGUAUCGUCCUGCUUUUGCUAUAUAUUACCAUACGUAUAAUAAUCAAGAUAAAUACAAUCUAUAAUGUUAGUUCUUUGAGUUAUGUCAAUCAAUAGAAACUAGAGUUUUGGGGGUAUGACCUGACUAUUGCACUUAUUUUGACCACAAUUCCCUCUCUAUAGUAUAUUACACCUACUGUACCCUUUGUCAUUAUGGAAUUGGGUUCCACUGUUGCACCAUUCAUUGGUGACCUUAUUGAUUUUAACUGAGCUGAACGACUGACGAGUUGAUUUAAUUUAAUACUAAACACUGUUGACUACUUCCCUAAAUUAAAUGUAAUAAUCAAAAGAGACAAAACAAAUAUUCUUGUUUAAAUCUGAAUACCUCUGAUUUCUUUUGUGUCCAUUGAGCAUCUCCAGCUUCCCUGGUGACUUUGUUAGUCACAAACAGACGAAACAUCUCCUCCAAUCUGAUCCUGUGUCCUCCAGCGCCCUCUAGUGGUACAGCAUCGCACCUGCAGAGUAUACUAGAUGAGUAGUGACUGUUUAAAACAUUUUAUU
Pungitius pungitius (ninespine stickleback) is the source of this 5016-nucleotide messenger RNA. RefSeq names its product ectonucleoside triphosphate diphosphohydrolase 3 (gene entpd3). The record is from RefSeq and is a predicted model, not a curated record. The transcript has 11 exons. Gene Ontology annotation, molecular function: hydrolase activity. The coding region runs from base 1953 to 3455 and encodes 500 amino acids. Gene Ontology annotation, cellular component: plasma membrane. Lineage: Eukaryota; Metazoa; Chordata; Actinopteri; Perciformes; Gasterosteidae.